Messenger RNA from Symbiodinium sp. CCMP2592, 1887 nucleotides. The record is from the annotation of a GenBank genome assembly. NCBI's taxonomy places the organism in Eukaryota, Dinophyceae, Suessiales, Symbiodiniaceae.
AUGGGCUCUUCGAGCAUCGGCGUGAUGUCCUGGGCCCAAGGCAGGAAUGGCACACGAUUACCCACGAGAUUCUGCAUAGCAGGAAGGGGCCCAGCCAGCCCUUCGCCUCGUCUGAGAUUUGGUGUCAGGGGCGAGUUUAGGAUAGGAGGCCCCAAUGCAAGGAGCAUCCGGCCACGUUUGCGGCCGCAGCACGAGACGGCGGGCGACUGUGCAGGGCCUCUGGCGGCCGCCGCGUCCGUGUCCUGGGCCAGCCCACACCUCUGCAAGAGGAGUGGUCGGAGGCGACGGAGCACUCGUAGAACUCUCGCACGACUGGCAUGGAGCGAGGCAACAGAGCAGAAGAUCAAAUCCGUGGCGCAGCAAAAGAUCGAGUCCUGGCUUGAUGCGGACCCAGAGGUCCCUCAAGUUUCGACUUUGGCUGAGCGGAUCUCAGAAGCCGUGGCAGACCUCGAGGAAGGCCUCAUUGAGCGCUCGCUGGAGGUCCGCAUCCUUUUGCUGGCCGCCUUCUGCGCAGAGCAUGUUCUGCUGUUGGGCCCGCCUGGUACGGCAAAGAGCUUGUUGGCGAGGCGGCUUACAAGGUUUGUUGGCACGGAGGCGGUGUUCUUUGAGCGGCUGCUGACACGCUUCUCGGUUCCCGAGGAGCUCUUCGGUCCACUCUCUUUGAAAAGCUUGGAAAGGGACGAGUACGUGAGGAAGACCGCAAAGUACCUGCCAGAGGCCUCAGUGGCUUUUGUGGACGAGAUCUUCAAGGCGAACUCGGCGAUUCUCAACACGUUGCUCUCUCUGGUCAACGAACGAGUCUUCGACAACGGCCCGGAGCGCGUGGCGGUUCCUUUGCAAUGCCUCGUCGCGGCCUCCAACGAAGCUCCAGAAUCGGAGGAGCUCGAAGCCUUGUACGACCGGCUGCUGUUUCGUCUGCUGGUGGAGCCGGUGUCAGAUGCCCGAGUGCCAGACUUGGUCGCAGCCACCUGCCUGAAGCCUCCGGGCACCGCGGACGCGGCCACCGCGGCGGCUGCGAGUCUUCGCUUUCCCGUCGGCCUGGAGGAUGCGCAGCGCGCGCAGGAGCUCGCGGGCACGGUGAAGGUGGGUGAGAAAGUCGUUGAGGUUUUGGUGGACUGCCGGCGCUUCUUCGCAAAGCUGCAGCCACCCGUUCAGCUCUCGGACCGAAGACUUGGCCAAUCCGUGCGCAUGAUGCAGGUGGCUGCCUGGACCUGCGGUCGAAGCGAAGUAGAGCUCUGCGACUGUGCUUUGCUUGGCCACGUCUUUUGGAGCAGCCCGGAGCACUGCGAGCUUUUUCAAACGUAUCUGCGCGGCCGCUUGGCCAGAACUCGGCGCCGGCAGCUGACAGCCAUCCUUGGCGGCCUGCUCGAGCGGGUUGAGUCUGGUGCCACCUCUGCCGAAGACCUCUUGCGAGAGCUGGAGGCAUUCCGUCGGGCCAUUACCCAAGAGAUUUGCAGCUUUGAGAGGCAGCGCUGCCUCGCAAAGGCGCAUCCAUGGUUGGCACCCGAGGAGACUGCGGCGUGGGACGCUCUGCUUGUGUCAGCCUUGGAGGGCUUGAGGGCUCUACUCUAUGAUGUCGCCGCGCUUUCUGCGGCGGCCGAGCUGGGUGGAGAUGUCCCUGUUGAGUGGUUGAGGCUCUGCCAGGGUCGUGGGCAGCGCUGGACAGGGAGUGGGGAUGGCGACAGGGAAGAUGAUGACGACGUGGAUGAGACCUUCACUGUGGGCAAGCACAAGGGCCGCCUUUUCAGCGAGGUGGCCGCGGAAGACGAGGAUUACUGCAGAAUGGUGCAGCGGAAAGUGUCGGAGGGCAGCUUCGGCGGAGAGUCCACUCUCGACAAGCAAGUUACUGCGUUUGUUGCCUACCUGAAGUUGCAGCGGCAAGUGUAG